AAGAGAUCAGUACCAUUUCUGCAUCUUCUGGUCCCAUCUGUCUCUCUGCUCUGAUGGCUGAGCCCAAGCAUCAUGGAUUCCUUGUCUGUUCACCAAGGCUUUCUCAGGAAAUAUGGGGGAUUUCUCUUUAAGCACUGGAAGGAACGUUACCUGCAUCUCACCCAUGAUGGGAGCCUUCUUGUGUCGCGAGAGCCUGGCUCUUCUCCUGAUCUGGUGGUUCCAGUUCUUUCUCAAUGUCAAGUUAUCCUGGAAGGUUCGAAAAUACUGGAUCUCCCCAAGCUGCCUGUCGGGGCUCAGGCAGACAGUUGUUUGGGAUUGUCAUUGAGCGAUGGGAGGACACUCCUUCUUUUAGCCCCAGAUUCACAGGAGUGCAACAAAUGGAUAGAUAUACUUCGGAAAGUAAAAGAGAGCCUGCUCCAACCUCCUCUGUCCCCAGGCAGCUGUAAACGCCAUCCAUCAUCUCCCAUCAGAAAAUGUUGCUGGAAACACAAGGAAAGAAACCAAGCCAAGGAUGAUGGAAGAACUGCUAUUUGUAAAGAGAAGUGCCCCCCUCAUUGUCUGCGUCAUGGAUCUCAGCUCCACCGGGGAGUAAAGACAGCAUGCAUACUCAUGGGUGGAGCAGCAGCUGGACCAACUCUGGGUCAUAUGGUUACCUCAAGUCAUGGUUCUCAUUAUGCUGACUCUGCUGCUCCCUCAGACUUCAGAGAAUUGGGAUACCACGCCUCUGUAGACACAGAAGGCUGCCAAUAUAACAUGGACUUUGAGGGGAUGGAUCAAGAUUAUAACACUUUUGACUUUGGAGGCUUUGCCUUUUAAUCCAUAAAUAGUGAAAGAAUUAAUGAGACUUGGUUGGGAAGAGCUGUAGGGAGCUUGGAGCCAUAUUAUGGUGUGACAUAUGUGACAUAUGUAAUAAUAAUUUAUCCUGGGUAAGGCAAAUCAGUUCCUAUACUGGGCACAGUACCAUUUGGCACGAUAAGGUUAGUUAUUGAAGAACUGUUUUAUACCAAGCACCUAUAUCAGCAUAUAGCCAAGCUGAGAACUUUCAGCCCUUUUAAUCUUGGAAUACUAUAUUUAACAUUUAGUAUGCGUCUCAGUGAUUCACAAAGUGGAAACAGACUACAAAUUCCAAAUUAAAUUGUAAAGCUUGCACACCACCAGAAAGCAAAGCUGCCAUACUAAGUGACAUGUAAUAACAAAUUAAUAAUUUAGAGGCUUUUAACAGAUUAUAUAAAUAACUAAGUUGGGCUCCCCCCAUCACCUUUUCUGAUUAAAGGGCUAUGCCCA
Xenopus laevis (African clawed frog) is the source of this 1284-nucleotide messenger RNA. RefSeq lists its product as uncharacterized. The transcript has 5 exons. The record is from RefSeq and is a predicted model, not a curated record. The coding region runs from base 73 to 816 and encodes 247 amino acids. Lineage: Eukaryota; Metazoa; Chordata; Amphibia; Anura; Pipidae.